AUGAAUUCAUCAACCUUUGACUACGUUGAGUUCAAGGGCCCCUAUGGGUUUAUGCACUCCCCAGUGCCACCAGUGGUUAAUAUUCAGCCAAAGCCUAGUCUUUUCUCAUUUGUUAGUGAUGGUGUCCUUGCACUAGCGGCCCCUGUGAUAUGUUACUGGACCUACUCCAUGUUCUUUCACAUCGUAGACAUUUUUGAGUUGGCUGAGAAAUAUAGAAUUCAUGAUUCCGAAGAAGUCCAGUCUCGUAACCGUGCUGGCCGUGUGGAAGUGUUUUGCGAAGUUAUCUUUCAACAUAUUGUACAAACUACAGUGGGGUUAUUGUUUUUACAUUUUGAUGCAGAACCUACAACAGGAUUCGAGCAAAAGGCUAUCUGGGAAUGGAGAAGGAUUUUACCCAGCGUCAUUCCUGAUUUCGUGGUCUACUACUUUUACAUGUAUGGUAUCUCCGCUAUCAAAGAAGUUAUCGGAUUCGUUGUCAUUGAUACAUGGCAAUACUUUUGGCAUAGAGCCAUGCAUAUGAACAAGGAAUUGUACAGAAGAUAUCAUUCAAGACAUCACAGAUUGUACGUUCCUUAUGCCUACGGUGCUCUGUACAACGCACCAGUGGAAGGUUUCCUAUUGGAUACCUUGGGUACCGGUGUUGCCAUGCUACUUACUCAAAUGACCCACAGAGAACAGAUUAUGUUAUAUUCCUUUGCAACUUUGAAGACUGUGGAUGACCACUGCGGAUACGCAUUCCCAUGGGAUCCAUUCCAGAUUAUUUUCCCUAAUAACUCGGUUUAUCAUGACAUUCACCACCAAAACUUUGGUAUCAAGACCAAUUUCUCCCAACCUUUCUUCACGUUUUGGGAUUCUCUAUUCCACACGAAUUUUGCAGGCUUCGAACAAUAUCAAAACGCUCAAAGACGUGUUACGAUUGACCGUUACAAGGACUUCCUGAGGGAAAGAAAAGAGUUGGCACAGAAAGGUAUUAAUACUGCCUACCAUCCAAAGCGUAAGCAAAAUUAG
Messenger RNA from Zygosaccharomyces rouxii, 1008 nucleotides. It is a transcript of the gene SUR2, whose product is annotated as sphingosine hydroxylase. Lineage: Eukaryota; Fungi; Ascomycota; Saccharomycetes; Saccharomycetales; Saccharomycetaceae. Gene Ontology annotation, molecular function: iron ion binding; oxidoreductase activity. The transcript has a single exon. Gene Ontology annotation, biological process: lipid biosynthetic process. The record is from RefSeq and is a predicted model, not a curated record. The coding region runs from base 1 to 1008 and encodes 335 amino acids.